AUGUUACAUGACAAUGCGAGUCACGAUAAUGAUGGCAAUGGAAUCAGUCAAGUAUUCGCAAUCAAUACAGACGGCAUUUUUAUGACUAAUCCUAAAAACCAAUACCCCAACAAGAAAGAUGUCGAAUUUACAACAGACAGUAUCGGACAGAUAUUCCAAACUGAUAGCCCAGCUGUAUAUUUCGAGAAACAUUACAGGGAGAAUUUUAAUCCUGAUAAUUACUCUGAUUAUGUGGGAGACGGUGCUAUUUAUUAUGGCGGUGCCGGAUGUGGUAAAACAUAUCGAUUAUGCCAAAAGGCACUAGCAGCCGAUGACCCCAUAAUCCUAUCAUUUACUAAUAAGGCUAUCCAGAAUGUAAAAUCGGCGCUGUGUAAUGUGUACAAUAAUUAUGAGUUAGCUAAGAAGUGUUACACAUUUGAUGUGUUCUUUUGUGAUCAUCACGGACGUGACAUAACAGCACUAGAGGGCAAAACAAUAUUUGUGGACGAAUACUCCAUGACUCCUAAUAAGUGGAUGACGAAGCUCUAUCAGGCAUUUACUAAAUACAGACUCAAUAUUUACAUGUUUGGCGAUACCAAUCAAUGCGACCCAGUUGAGCCAUCUGAUAUGCUUUACGAUUAUUUUGAGCCAGUGGCUGUUUCUGAGAUGUGUCCACGACGGGUUGAAAUGAAGUAUAUAGAAGAAUAUGCUCGAUACGACCCGCAAACAAGGGAUCUUCUAACCAAGUUUCUCAAGUGUGGCAUUUUCAAACACCAAUUUCAACCACCACAAGAUAGUUACUAUAAUAUUUGCUAUCUGAAUAAAACAAGACGGCAAGUCACACAAGAAUGCUGUAAUAGAUUCACUGAAAAUAAAAAGUAUGAUGAGAUCAAUUUUAAAUAUCAAGGACAUAGGGAGAAAUAUAAGGUAGCGGUUGGAAUGCCAAUGAUAGUAACACAAAAUAUGCGCAAUAAAGAUAUGUUUAAUAUGGAGCAGUACAAUAUUGAAAGCAUUAACGAGAAUGAUGAAGGCAAUCUUGAAUUCACGCUAAAUGGAACAGUAUUCAGUCACAGUGAAUUCCGCGAAUCUUUUAUCCCAGCAUUUUGUGUUACAGUAUACAAAUAUCAGGGAGGAACAAUAAGCACUCCAUAUAAUAUUUAUGAUGUUGAGAGAAUGGACAAGAAACAACUCUAUACUGCGUUAUCUAGAACAACGGAACUAAAUCAUGUCCAUCUUGAUACAACAAAAUUGAACCCCAAAUACAAAAUCAGAAUGCCACCGCUCUUCGUGACAGUGAAUAGUUACUUCAAUAAUGACUACCAUAAUGGUCAAAUUUAUAAGAUCACGUUCAAACACAAUGACAAAUUAUAUAUCGGUAGCUCUAUCAGAAAUCUACAAGAACGGCUCAAUGAACAUGCGACUACAAAAUCAAGUGCAAUAUUCAAGUACAAGGAUGAUGAACCAGUGAUCACACCGAUAAUACGCGCUCCUUGUAAGGAUCGUCAAGAAUUAAACAGAGUGGAAGCCGAAUACAUAAGAUAUUAUAGUGAAAAAUAUGGGGACCGUUUACUCAACAAACAAUUAGUCCCGAAACAGACAGUCAAAAUUGAAUAUAAACAUCAAGCGCAAAUUGAGACAGAAAAUCAAAUGCGAGAAAGACCAAAUUAUUAA
Molecule: messenger RNA, 1650 nt
Organism: Porites evermanni
Lineage: Eukaryota; Metazoa; Cnidaria; Anthozoa; Scleractinia; Poritidae
Source: the annotation of a GenBank genome assembly